This is a messenger RNA of Triticum turgidum subsp. durum (durum wheat), 5340 nucleotides long. The record is from the annotation of a GenBank genome assembly. NCBI's taxonomy places the organism in Eukaryota, Viridiplantae, Streptophyta, Magnoliopsida, Poales, Poaceae.
AUGGACGGCACCACCGACUUCGUCUUCCGCCUCGUCGGCGACCCCAUCCCCGUCCUACCCCCCGCCUCCGCCCCGCUCCCCCUCUUCGACCUCCAGUCCCCUCCCGCGCGCCCGCUCGCCGUCUCCGACCGCCACGCCGCGGUCUUCCUCGCUCACCCCAACGGGUUUAUCGCCGCGAGGACGAAGGCGUUGAUCGAGGCCAGCAAGGAGGCCAGGGAGAAGGGCAAGGCGAGCACCCGCUGCGCGCAGGACUGCUGCGUCACCGACGUGCCCCUCCCCGGCGUCACUCUCCUAGCGCUCUCCCGCGAUCAGUCCGUGCUAGCUGCCUGCACGGGCACUGAGAUCCAGUUAUUCUCGGCUACUUCCUUGCUCACCGAUAAGGAUAUCAAGCCGUCAUCAUCAUGUAGCAUGGGACGAUCUGGCACUGUCAAAGAUUUCAAAUGGCUAGAUAAUGCCUAUAUUAUACUCUCGAAUGGUGGAUUGCUAUCUCAUGGGAGUUUGGGGCAAGGCCUGAAGGAUAUAAUGGAAAAUGUUGAUGCUGUUUGCCAUCUUUCUGAAAUAUAUGUAGUUGACUGUUCCAAGGACGGGAACCAUAUUGCUGUGGCAAGAAAGAAUUCACUCAGGAUAUUAUCACCAGAUUUGAAGGAAACAUGUUGCAUGGCCCUCUUGUUUCAGUUGUGGCCUGAUAGUGAUUCAGAGGGCACUGACAUCAAAGUGGAUUCCAUCGGGUGGGUUCGCGAUGAUAGCAUUGUUGUCGGUUGUGUUCGAUUGAAUGAAGAAAGCAAUGAAGAGGGUUAUCUGGUCCAAGUUAUAAGAAGUGGAGGAGAUACAUUUUUUGAGAGCUCAAGCAAGCCAGUUGUUUUUAGCUAUGAUGUUUUCGGAGGUAUCAUGGAUGAUAUUUUACCAUCUGGAGUUGGACCAAAUCUGCUAUUGGGCUAUCUGCAUCGCUGGGAUCUCCUGGUUGUUACAAAUAAAAAGAGCACCGAUGACCACAUUUCUCUUUUGAAAUGGCCGUCGAGAACUGAUGAGGAAAGAACUGUGGUAUACCUCGAAAUGGUGGAGGAUAAAUAUAGUCCUAGGAUUGAUCUGCAAGAAAAUGGUGAUGACAAUGUUAUAUUGGGGUUUGGUGUGGAGAAUGUUUCGUUAUUUCAGAAGAUCACAGUACUGGUUGGACCUGAACAGAAGGAGGUUGCCCCUCAACAUCUUCUACUUUAUUUGACUAGUGAAGGGAAACUAAUUAUUUACUAUCUUGCCAGGAUUUCUGACCCGUCCGAUUUACCUCAAACAAGUCUGUCUACCAUUGAGGAUAGUAAUGUGAAUAAACAAAUUUCUCCUGCAACUGCGUCUAAUAAGGAUCUGACUCCAAGUGUUACAAGCUCAAUGGCCAAGAGUCUGCUCGCAGGACCUGGGGCAUCUAGCGCACCAGCAGAGAAAGAUCAGCAUGGAUCAGGAGAUGCAAAGAGCAGUUUCCCAAUUUCAAAUAGCAAGGACAUAGCUGCUGGCAGUUCAUUGCUUAUCUCUUCUGAUAAGAAGCCAUUGGAUACCAAGCAAGUGAACACGGCUUCCCCAUUUGCACCUCCUUCUAGCUCAGCACCAACAGGCAACAUGAAACCUGGAAUGCCGUUCAGCUUUUCAACAGGUAAUAAUGUUGGUCUAAAUUCAACAGGAAGCAAGGGAUCUAGUGAACCAGUAUCUUCAUGGCAACCGAACACCAGCGGCAGUUUUGUAAGCAGCCAACUUGGUAAAGGUGGCUUCGAUUCAGCCAAACCACUGGGAGCAUUUGGGGGGUCUCAGAACGCUACAAAAAGUGGUGGUAGCCUUAGUUUUAAAUCAUCAGUGUUCAGCUCAGAUGGAUCUGUUCCAGUUAAGACUGCAGAAAGGGAUGGGGCUAGUAGUUUCGGAAGCUACCCAGCGCAAACCAGCUACACUACUGAGAGGAAAGUUCUUGGUUCCUCAGCUGGCUUAAGUUCUGUGCCAUCAUUGUCGAUUUCUCCAAAUAAACCAGUUGGAGCUUCAUCUGCUGGGUUUGGGGCAGGAAAUCUUGAAGUACCUCCUGUCUCCCGUGGAUCACCUCUGCCACAACAAACCAUUGGCAAAUCACCCAACAACAGGAACCAUACGUCAGCGGAUUCAAAAAAUUUCAAGUUGGGCACAAUGUUUGAUACCCAACAAGAUCUAUCUAAGAAGAUUUACAGUAUAAAUGAUAUGACCGAGGAGUUAGAUACCCUCCUGUCAUACAUAGAAAAAGAUGGUGGUUUCAGAGAUGCUUGCAUGACCUUGCAGCAGCGUCCUCUUUCAGUUCUUGAGGGUGAUCUGCAAAACCUCUUGGAACUAUUGCAGGUCUUCAAGAACAAAGUAGAGGAACAAUGUUCAAAAGCUGAAGAUCUUCGAAAUAAGAUGUUCCAAGUUUCUGCUAGGCAAGCUUAUAUGAAGGGAAUUCUCACUCAGUCUUCAGAUACUCAGUACUGGGAUAUAUGGAACCGCCAGAAUUUGAGUCCAGAAUUUGAGGCAAAGAGGCAAAAUAUUCUCAAAGCUAAUCAGGAUUUGACAAAUCAGCUGGUAGAGCUGGAGAGGCACUUCAAUAAUCUGGAGAUGAACAAAUUUGGUGAAACUGGAAGAGUUGCUUCAAGUCGUAGAGCUGUUUAUUCCAACAAGUCACGGUCUAGUCAGACACAGUUAUCCAGCGUGUACAAUGCACUGAAUUCGCAAUUAGCAGCAGCAGAGCAACUAUCUGAAUGCCUUUCAAAGCAGAUAUCUGCACUAAAUAUAAGUUCUCCUUCUAAGAAGCGAGGGGCAGUGACCAAAGAGUUGUUUGAAUCAAUUGGUCUAGCCCAUACGGCAGAUGCAGCCAAAUUUUCAGGCGGUACCCCUUCCAAGUUAAUUCAAAGGUUUCCAUCCACGAAAGAGCACACAAAGGGCAUGCUGGGACCUUCCAAGAGUGCUGAACCUGAGACUGCACGAAGGAGGAGAGAGUCACUGGAUAGGAGUUUGGCUAGUUUGGAGCCUCAGAAAACUACUGUAAAGAGAAUAGCGCAGCAACAACGCCUCAAGAUUAGCAGUGAUCUCCCAUUCAGGUCAAACAAGAAAAUGUUUGAUUCUCAAAUGGCAGCUAUCUCCCAGGAAACUUUUGGUGGUAGCCCCAGUUCAUCAAUAGUCGAAUCAUAUACUAGCAGGGUUCGUUCUCCAAUUGAAGUGCUGGAUGAGAAAACAAAACCGUCAGGACCCCAGGGCAACUCUUUGUUCAAAUGGGUAAAGGAACCAGCUGGGUCAUCUCAGGGUUCAGAGCAAAAGCAUCUUGACUUAUCAGGGCGAAUGAGAAGUGCUGAUCAGUCUUCAAAGUUGACACCAUCUUCACCGGCAUCAUUCAGUUACACACAGAAGGAUGCAAGGGAUAGGACCAGCACACCUAAUGUUGCAUCUUUAGGCACAAUGCAUACCGUGCCUAAGUCAAAUACUCUGACCUUCAAAACCAAUAUAGCUCCUAAAACUAACACCAAUACACGGCCAGAUAUGUCACCUUCAGUGUCGAGCCCGAUGCCUGUCAAAACUUUGUCUGGGGAUUCUGGAGCUGGAUUUACCUUGACUACAAAGAACAGAUAUGGUGACCAGGACGUACCAUCUUUUGGAAGCAUGAAAGGGUUUGGCAUUUCUCCACAGAAUACAGGUGUUAAUAAACCAUCUUUGUCUUCUGAACCUUCUAAGCCUGUUGUGUUGCAUGGGAAGACUUUCCAAGUUAGUGGAGUCAGUGAUACUAUGCAGAACUCAGCCAAAGCUUCACCCCAGGUGGCAUUUUCACCAACAUCACAGUCAUCUUCAUUUCCUAUAAUGUCAGGUGCUUCCUCUUCAGCUGCAUCGCUCUUAUCAACCAUGCAAGCAUCAGCUGCAAAGACUUCUGAUGUUUCAUCUCCAACGGUUUCUUCCACACUCCCACCACAGGAGUCAGCACCAAAAACUCACCCAACAGUACCUGAGGGUACCGUGUCUUGUUCCCUGCCAUCUAUACCAACACCUGUUAAGGAGUCAUUACCUGGCUUGAAUAAAAAUGCAUCUACUAAACCUGAAGUGGUGGCACCAGAGGUAACUGGAACCACAGUCUCUGUAAGUGCUACUUUAACAGGCGUACCUACAAGUGAAAGCAAAACUGCAUUGCUUCCGGUGACCAAUAGCAGCUUACCUUCUAAUCCUCCAUCCAUUCCUGUGCCUAAAGUUGUGCCAGGGGCAACAGAAUCUGCUGUUGUCACUUCCACAAGAAAAGAUGGAGGACCAAGCAAUCUCUCAUCAGAUGAAGAUGAAAUGGAUGAGGAGCGUCCUUCUGCAAGUGCAGAUCUAAACUUGGGAGCCCUUAGUGGGUUUGGUCUUGGGUCCGCACCUUCUUCAAGUCCUAAAAAAUCCAAUCCUUUUGGGAGCGCAUUUGGUACGUCUGAGAGUAAAAGUUCAAGCUCACCGUUUACUUUGACCACCAGCCCAGGACAGCUUUUCCGUCCAGCAUCACUGAGCAUUCCUUCAUCUCAGCCAGCACAGCCAUCUCAAUCAACUAGCUCAAGUACAUUUUCUAGUGCAUUCUCAAGUGGGCUUGGUGGAUUUGGACAGUCUGCACAGAUUGGAUCAGGGCAGCAGUCGGGAUUUGGGCAGUCUGCACAAAUUGGAGCUGGUCAGCAGGCAGGUUUUGGGCAGCCAGCACAAAUUCAGUCAGGAUUUGGCCAGCCGGCACAAGUUGGAGCUGCGCAACAGUCAGGAUUUGGGCAGCCUGCACAAAUUGGGGGUGGGCAGCAGUCAGGAUUCGGGCAGCCUGCACAGCUUGGUGCUCAGCAGGCGCUUGGAUCUGUUCUGGGUUCUUUUGGACAAUCACGCCAGCUAGGAGGCUUUGGUGGAUUUGCUAGUUCCUCUUCUGGGGCUUUUGCUUCUGCACCUUCCAGUAAUUCUGGAUUUGCUGGUGCUGCAGCAGGUGGAGGUUUCUCUGCAGCUGCUACUUCUGUUGGUGGAGGGUUUGCUGCUGCUGCUACCGGUGGAGGGUUUGCUUCUCUUGCCUCCAAAAGCGGUGGUGGUUUUGCUGCCGCAGCUUCAUCUUCUGGUGGUUUUGGAGGUGCAGCCCAGGGUGGUGGUUUUGGAGGUGCGGCCCAGGGUGGUGGUUUUGGAGGUGCGGCCCAGGGUGGUGGUUUUGGAGGUGCGGCCCAGGGUGGUGGUUUUGGAGGUGCAGCCCAGGGAGGUGGCUUCGGAGGUGGUUUUGGAGCUUUUGGCAGUAAUAACCAAGGGUCUACUGGUUUCUCAUCAUUUGGUGGGAGUGGCGCUGCAGGGCCUGGAAGACCCCCGGCGGAUUUUUUGACGCAGAUGAGAAAAUAG